GGACGCAACUUCCACGGGACGGAGGCGGCGCCGCUGCAGCUCGGCGGCGGUGAACGAGAGGAAGAAGGGCGCGGCGGAGUACGAGAGGCUCCGUAAAGACUUUCCCGAGCCGAGCUGCCUUCCCCCCCCCCCCCUUCCCACCGUGAGGGCCCGACGAGGAAGGGGAACGUAGUGGCGUUGAAUCCCGUCCCGCCGGAGCGAAGUUUCGAAGCUGCCCCGCGGGCAAAGAGGAGGAGCUGGGGGCCACGGCGUCGGGGAGCAUGAGAGGUGCGCCCUGGCCUCACCGCUGCUGCGCCCCUGGGAGGACGGGCCGGUGCCCGCGGCGGUGAGAGGCAGCCCGGGGAUCGCUCCUCGGCGCCUGCGGGCGGGAGGAGAGAGCGAGAGGCGACUGCGGCAGUUCCCGCGGGGACCCUCUGACCCCCGGCUGCACGCCCUCCACUGAGGUGCCUGCGAGCCCCCUCCGCCCCGUAGGGAGAGCUUUAGUGCUUUUUCUCACUCUCCGUUUCCCUUCCCCCGGCGGGGAAAGAGGAGGGGCAAGGAGCCCUCCCGGGAUCCCUUAGGACGACGCGGAGGCGGCUGGAAAGCCCCGAGCCCGUGGAGGCGUCUCCCGCCGGACCCCUCCGCCCGCCGCAGCCUGCCAAGCCUUGCCUGCGCCCCCGUCUUCCAAUCCUUACCUCAGGCUUCACCUUGCGGUCCGGUCUGGUCCGGUUCGGGGAGGAGGCUGGGGGAAGCCCCUGCGGCGGCCUGCGGUGCGUGUGCGCAUGGAGGUGGCGGGCGCGGAGCCGGGGCGGAGAGGGCGAGGAGAAGAAGCUUGAUGAGCGUCGCGGCCCUGCCGGGGACCGCCGCCACCUCGCCGGGCGUUUCCCUCCCCUUGCCGCCCGCCCUGCCCUGGCCACGCUUCCGACCCUGAAGGCGGUCGGCUCGUCUCCGAAAAAACUUUUCCACAGCGGCCGAGGAUGGAGUCUGCCGGUAUGGAUUAUUUCUGCGACCAGGUGCAGCAGAAGGACGUGGGCCGCAGGAUGCAGGUCGGCCAGGAGCUGCUGGAGUACCUGAACGACCCGGCGAAGUCCCCCGAUGUGGAACAAGACCAGCAACGCCUUGACAAAGUGAUCGACGAAUUAACAGGAUGGGUCAACUCUAGUAAUUUUAAGGUAGCAUUACUGGGAUUAGAUGUUUUAGGUGCCUUUGUCAGCAGACUAUCAGGACGCUUUAAAUCCUAUAUAGGAACUGUUCUUAUGCCUUUGAUAGAUCGUAUGGGAGAUGCCAAAGACCAAGUUCGAGAGCAAGCACAGAAUCUCAUACUGAAAUUGAUGGAUGAAGUAGCACCACCCAUGUACAUUUGGGAACGCCUUGCUGUUGGUUUUAAACACAAGAAUUACCGAUCCCGAGAAGGAGUGUGUUUGUGUCUUGUUGCUACCUUAAACAUUUAUGGUGCACAGCUGUUAACCCUCAGCAAGUUGGUACCACACCUCUGUAUAGCAUUUGGUGACUCAAAUAGUCAGGUGAGAGAUGCUGCCAUAUUAGCCAUUGUAGAGGUUUAUAGACAUGUGGGAGAGAAAGUACGACUAGAUCUUACGAAGAGAGGAAUUCCUCCUGGAAGGUUGCAAACAAUAUUUGCGAAAUUUGAUGAAGUAAGAAACUCUGGAAAUAUGAUUUUAAGUAGCAUGAAUGACAAAAGCUUUGAUGAUGAAGAGUCCGUGGAUGGAAAUAGGCCAUCAUCAGCUGCUUCAGCCUUUAAGGUUCCAGCACCUAAAAAGCCAGGAAAUCCUUCAAACAGUGCAAGAAAGCCAGGAUCAGCUGGUGGGCCCAAGGUUGGAGGUUCUUCUAAAGAAGGAGGAGCUGGAGCUGUGGAUGAGGAUGAUUUUAUUAAGGCAUUUACAGAUGUUCCUACUGUACAGAUCUAUUCUAGCCGAGAACUUGAAGAAACGUUGAACAAAAUCAGGGAAAUUCUCUCAGAUGACAAACAUGAUUGGGAUCAACGAACUAAUGCGCUGAAGAAAGUUCGAUCAUUGCUCGUUGCUGGGGCUGCACAGUAUGAUGGAUUUUUCCAGCAUUUGCGGCUCUUGGAUGGUGCUUUCAAGCUGUCAGCCAAGGAUCUGAGAUCCCAGGUGGUGAGGGAAGCAUGCAUUACUGUAGCCCAUCUUUCAACUGUUUUGGGAAACAAGUUUGAUCAUGGCGCUGAAGCUAUUGUGCCUACUCUGUUCAAUUUGGUUCCCAACAGCGCCAAAGUGAUGGCAACAUCUGGGUGUGCAGCCAUUAGAUUCAUUAUUCGGCAUACCCAUGUGCCACGACUGAUACCUUUAAUAACAAGCAACUGUACCUCAAAAUCAGUUGCAGUUAGAAGGCGCUCAUUUGAAUUUUUAGACCUGUUGUUACAAGAGUGGCAAACACAUUCAUUGGAAAGGCAUGCAGUUGUCCUGGUUGAAACCAUCAAGAAGGGCAUUCAUGAUGCUGAUGCAGAAGCAAGAGUGGAGGCAAGAAAGGCUUAUCUGGGUCUUAGGAAUCACUUUCCUAGUGAAGCUGAGACUCUGUACAAUUCUCUUGAGCCACCCUAUCAAAGAAGCCUCCAGACAUAUUUGAAGAGUUCCGGCAGCAUAGCUUCUCUCCCUCAGUCAGACAGGUCAUCCUCCAGCUCACAGGAGAGCCUUAAUCGGCCUCUGUCUUCUAAAUGGUCUGCAGCCAGCCCAGCAAGCCUUGCAGGCAGAGCUUCAGGCAGCAGCAGGAGUGUUCCAGGCCCAGGAACUCUGCAGAGGUCUCGCAGUGACAUCGAUGUUAACGCUGCGGCGGGCGCCAAGGCGCGCCAUGCCGCAGGACAGACACCUGCUGCGGGGCGCCUCUCAGCAGCCGGGCUGCCUCCGGGAUCUUAUGCUUCACUAGAGGAUACUUCUGACAAGAUGGAUGGAACAGCUUCUGAAGAUGGUCGUGUACGAACAAAGCUUUCAAUGCCUUCUAUUGGUCUUGGAAGUUCUAAAACAGAUUCCAGAGGACGGAGUAGAACCAAAGUGGUGUCACAGUCUCAGCGUUCAUCAUCGCCAGACCAAAAUGAAGCUGGCAGUAGAUCUGGCUCUCCUGGAAGAGUGUUGACAACAACCACACUUUCCACGAUGAACACGGGUGUUCAGAGAGUGUUGGUGAAUCCUGCAGCUGCACAAAAACGCAGCAAAAUCCCACGGAGUCAGGGAUGCAGUAGAGAAGCCAGUCCUUCCAGAUUGUCAGUAGCGCGAGGCAGCCGCAUUCCUCGGCCUAGUGUGAGUCAGGGCUGCAGUCGGGAAGCCAGCCGUGAAAGUAGCAGGGACACAAGCCCUGUCCGCUCUUUUCCACCCCUUGCUUCCAGACAUCACUCCAGAUCCACUGGUGCCCUCUACGCUCCUGAUGUUUAUGGAGCUACAGGGACAGGCUUUGGAAUUAGUCAGUCAAGUAGAUUAUCAUCAUCAGUUAGUGCUAUGCGGGUUCUGAACACAGGUUCUGAUGUGGAAGAAGCAGUAGCAGAUGCAUUGAAGAAGCCUGUGCGACGAAGAUACGAGUCCUAUGGGAUGUACUCAGAUGAUGAUGCCAACAGUGAUGCAUCAAGUGCCUGUUCAGAAAGGUCCUAUAGCUCUAGGAAUGGGAGCAUACCCACGUACAUGAGACAGACAGAAGACGUGGCUGAAGUCCUAAAUCGUUGUGCCAGCACCAACUGGUCGGAGAGAAAAGAAGGCCUUCUAGGCCUGCAAAAUUUGUUAAAGAACCAGAGAACUUUAAGUCGUGUUGAACUGAAAAGGUUGUGUGAAAUCUUCACAAGAAUGUUUGCUGAUCCUCACAGUAAGAGAGUGUUCAGUAUGUUUUUGGAGACACUGGUAGACUUCAUCCAGGUUCAUAAAGAAGAUCUGCAGGACUGGCUGUUUGUACUCCUAACACAGCUGUUGAAAAAAAUGGGUGCUGAUUUGCUUGGGUCUGUACAAGCAAAAGUUCAGAAGGCACUUGAUGUCACAAGGGAAUCUUUUCCAAAUGACCUCCAGUUCAGUAUUUUAAUGAGAUUUACUGUUGACCAGACCCAAACACCUAGCUUGAAGACAGUCAAGCCAGCACUACAGGACCAGCUUCGCUCUUUUUGGAGCUCAAAGGUUAAAGUUGCAAUCCUUAAAUACAUAGAGACUCUGGCACAACAAAUGGAUCCAGGAGAUUUUGUGAAUUCAAGUGAAACCAGAUUAGCAGUGUCUCGAAUCAUCACCUGGACUACAGAACCUAAAAGCUCAGAUGUUAGGAAGGCUGCACAGUCAGUGCUGAUUUCCCUUUUUGAACUCAACACUCCAGAGUUUACAAUGCUAUUGGGUGCUUUACCAAAAACAUUUCAGGAUGGAGCCACCAAGCUUCUCCAUAAUCAUCUCCGGAAUGCAGGCAACAGUGGUCAGGGAACAAUGGGAAGUCCUUUAACAAGACCUACUCCACGCUCCCCAGCAAGCUGGUCAAGUCCCCUCACGUCCCCAACCAAUACAUCACAGAACACCCUGUCACCAAGUGCAUUUGACUAUGACACUGAAAAUAUGAAUUCUGAAGAUAUUUAUAGCUCUCUUCGUGGAGUGACUGAAGCAAUUCAGAAUUUCAGUUUUCGUAGUCAGGAAGAUAUGAAUGAGCCUGUAAAGAGAGAUUCCAAAAAAGAUGAUGGCGAUUCGAUCUGCAGUGCUUCUGGGAUUGUAGACUUACGAGCAGGAAGUGGUGUGAGUGACUCAGGCCGAACAGCUCUUGAUAACAAAACAUCAUUACUCAACACAAUGCCUCCCCACUCUUCACCACGUUCACGAGAUUAUAACCCCUAUAAUUAUUCUGAUGGUAUCAGUGCAUUUAAUAAAUCUGCUUUGAAAGAAGCCAUGUUUGAUGAUGAUGCAGAGCAGUUUCCUGAUGAGCCUCCUAUGGACCAUUCUGAUCUGGUUGCAGAGUUACUGAAAGAGUUAUCAAACCAUAAUGAGAGAGUUGAGGAAAGAAAGGCUGCCUUGUAUGAGCUCAUGAAGUUAACUCAAGAAGAAUCUUUUGGUGUUUGGGAUGAGCACUUCAAAACAAUACUGCUUUUGCUGCUUGAAACACUUGGUGAUAAAGAGCAUGCGAUUAGAGCUUUGGCAUUGAAAGUUUUAAGAGAAAUUCUAAGAAAUCAGCCAGCAAGGUUUAAGAACUACGCAGAGCUCACAAUCAUGAAGACAUUAGAAGCUCACAAAGACCCUCAUAAGGAGGUGGUGAGAUCUGCUGAAGAAGCUGCUUCCAUGCUGGCCACUUCCAUUAGCCCAGAUCAAUGCAUCAAAGUUCUGUGUCCAAUUAUCCAAACCGCAGAUUACCCAAUUAAUCUGGCAGCAAUCAAAAUGCAGACAAAAGUCAUAGAAAGAGUAUCUAAAGAAACCCUUACUCAGCUUUUACCAGAGAUUGUGCCAGGUCUAAUACAGGGUUAUGAUAAUUCAGAGAGCAGUGUUCGUAAGGCAUGUGUUUUCUGCCUUGUAGCCAUUCAUGCAGUAAUUGGAGAUGAACUAAAACCACAUCUCAGUCAACUCACUGGCAGUAAAAUGAAAUUAUUGAACCUUUACAUCAAACGUGCACAAACAGGCUCUGGACCAGGAGAUACAGCAGCAGAUUUGUCUGGACAAAGCUAAUGAAGCUGACAAGAGUUAACCAGGUCUCCUAAAGCAAGGGCAAGGCCCUCUUCAGUGAAAGGAAUAUUCUUACAUACAACUUUUGGAAAUUUUUUCAUUUUUCCCUUUCUUUUGUUGUUUUGGUUUUGUUCUUUGUUAUUUUUUUUUCUCUUUUAACCAACGGCUGUCCUCAGCCUGCAUGUGACUGCUGCGAUAGAAUUAUUCCAAAUUCAAGGAAAAACAGUAUUAACAUCAAUUGAUCAAAACAGAAUAAAAUUUUAAAAUAAUCUAAUCCAUCAGUUAUCCUGUUUGCAAUCCUCUGUGUCUUCCCAUUAACUUUUGCCAGUGUUAUUGUUUUAAAAAAAAAAAAUUUUUUAAUGCUAAUUAAAAAGGUAUGCUUUAAGCUUCAGAAGUUAAGAUACAAAUUCUGUUGCUUUUAUUCAGCUGCAAAUAAUGUUACUUUUUUUUUUAUUGCUGUUUUGUUUGAGUACCAUGUCCUUCGCUAGAAACAAGAAGUGAUGUGAAACAAGGCUGAACUAGUCUGAACUGCAGUGAGACUCGUACACUCUGUUGGUGGUUCAUCAUCUUACUUACAGCUUGUUUGGGAUAUUCUGGAGAUUGAGAAAUAUGCCUAUAAAGAAGAA
Molecule: messenger RNA, 6238 nt
Organism: Calypte anna (Anna's hummingbird)
Lineage: Eukaryota; Metazoa; Chordata; Aves; Apodiformes; Trochilidae
Gene: CLASP2
Product: cytoplasmic linker associated protein 2
Exons: 42
Coding region: 957-5615 (1552 amino acids)
Biological process (GO): mitotic spindle assembly
Cellular component (GO): cytoplasmic microtubule; spindle microtubule; mitotic spindle
Molecular function (GO): microtubule binding
Source: RefSeq, a predicted model, not a curated record